AUGCGGACAGAUCGGUCAUUUUUGGAGGGCCGAGAGAUCUCCCUCUUUCUCUCUCCGCAACAAGCUAACCCGCACACAAUCUUUGAUCAAAGGAAAAGUGCCCGAUCCGAAUCCAUCCACAAGAACUUCCCGGCCGCUAACCAAAUUUGUUUCGGAGGAGAAGGUGGUAUGAAACGACUCAAUCAUCGACGAACCCUUUUCUUUCUCGGAACACUCCCACCAAUACCAGAGGGCGUUCUCCCUGCACACUUGCACGAAUCUGCGCGAGCUUCAAAUGUUUUAGGGAAGAUCGACCCUGGUGGAUCGCCCAAUAGGUUCAAUUUUGCUGAUAGAGAUACCAAGAGAAGAAGCAUCAUGCGAGAAAAUGAAGUAGAUCAUCCUGAAUCCAUACGGUAUUCACCGGUGUGCCCUCCGGAUAUCGCUCAUUGUUCGGAACAAACAUAUGACACAUCGUGA
This is a messenger RNA of Acaulospora colombiana, 456 nucleotides long. NCBI's taxonomy places the organism in Eukaryota, Fungi, Glomeromycota, Glomeromycetes, Diversisporales, Acaulosporaceae. The record is from the annotation of a GenBank genome assembly.